Molecule: messenger RNA, 1167 nt
Organism: Suillus clintonianus
Lineage: Eukaryota; Fungi; Basidiomycota; Agaricomycetes; Boletales; Suillaceae
Exons: 4
Coding region: 1-1167 (388 amino acids)
Source: RefSeq, a predicted model, not a curated record
AUGGUCUUGCUCGACAAAUACCCGGACGACGCCGACAACGAUGUUGACUUACCUCCCUCUUAUGACACGAUUGCCUCUUUGUCUACUGUCAUAGAUGAGAAACCUCGUCAUUCGCCGCCUACAGCGUCUACCCGCCCUACAGCUUCUUCAUCAUCCUCAACGACCAGUUCAUGGUUCUCCCUACUUCCCAACGCUCGCACCAAACAAACCCGCCAAACAGUCAUCUCCCUCAUCCGCGAUCUCGUUGCUACCACCACCUCUGAUUACUCUGCUGCUACGCCUAUCCUAGCUUCAUGCGCAUCUGCCCUAACUCCAUCUUCCUUCUCCACCCUCCUCCAACAACCCACCUUUGAGGGACACACACCCAUCUACUGGGCCAUUCUCAACCGUCACACUCACAUCCUCCCUGACAUGCUCCAAUACGCAGGUCCACUUAACAAUUCGUGCGUUGCAGAUGUCCGUCUUGCAUGUCUCGCGAGUGGCGAUCAGGUUUUAUUCGGAAAACUACGCAGGGGAGAGCUGCCUUUUAUGACUACUCUUAGAGCAGAUGCCCUUGUUCUAGGCUGCACAUCCGCGGAUGACAUCGACGUCCAUGAGGUCGAUGGUGAAGCAGCUUUCAGCGCAUCUAUCAAAAUAAGGCUCUGGCAAAAACGAAUGCGCGUGGCUGGUUUGGUCGGUGUGGAGUUUAUUGCACGAGGACGCAUAUGGUCACUCACAUUCUUCUCUUCUCCCUCCCCUUCACCCUCAUCCAGCUCACGUGGUGCAGGAAGUGGACCCUGGCAAGUCGCACUCGGCCUCAUGGAGCACAGCCCGCCUACAUUCGUAGAUGGAAGACUCGUCAUCGACGUGUUCCGUCCUCUAUCGUCCUCAAUACCAGACUUACUUUCCUCCGAGCCAUCUUCACCAGUCCACUCAAUAUACCCAUCUCUUGUUUCGACACCGGUACCUAACUCCCCUACUCAUCCUGUAAAGUCGCCUCUCGUGAUACCACUUCGAUCUACGAAUCGCCUGGCUCAUCGCACAUCGGAUGAGUCUGUGUUUAGUGUGUUGGAACUUGGGCGGGGUAAUGGUCCUAGACCUCCGCAAUCAGCUACGUGGUCCGAGGAAAGCACACACUAUACGAAUGCGCUGAUUGGGGUGUUGAGCGAUGAUCUUGGGUGGGAGUGA